Messenger RNA from Brachypodium distachyon (stiff brome), 1089 nucleotides. Its product is annotated as high-affinity nitrate transporter-activating protein 2.1. Bases 209 to 814 code for a protein of 201 amino acids. Gene Ontology annotation, cellular component: plasma membrane. Gene Ontology annotation, biological process: nitrate transmembrane transport; response to nitrate. NCBI's taxonomy places the organism in Eukaryota, Viridiplantae, Streptophyta, Magnoliopsida, Poales, Poaceae. The transcript has 3 exons. The record is from RefSeq and is a predicted model, not a curated record. Gene Ontology annotation, molecular function: nitrate transmembrane transporter activity.
ACAUGGGCGCCUCCUCGACCCAACGAAGCAAGCACCUCCUAGCCCCCAGGGUCAACGCCCCUCGCACGCGCGCCUACAAUAUAUAACCCCAUCCGUACUCCUCCAUCAGAUCAAAGCACAACCUCGCAACCUAUCUCCUCUGAUCUGAAGCAGAGUUGGAGCCUAAAGCCUGUAAGCUAGCCAGAAAAGCUUAGAAAUCAACGCGGCGAUGGCACGGCACGGUCUGGCUGCGGCCCUCCUGGUAAUGGUGGUCCUCGCCGCCGGUUGCUGCGCGCCGGCGAGCGCCGCGGCGUACCUCUCGAAGCUGCCCGUGGCCCUCGACGUCACCGCCUCCCCCAAGCCCGGCCAAGUUCUGCACGGCGGCGAGGACGUGUUCACGGUGACGUGGUCCCUGAACGCGACGCAGCCGGCGGGCGCGGACGCCGCCUACAAGUCCGUCAAGGUGAGCCUUUGCUACGCGCCGGUGAGCCAGAAGGAACGCGAGUGGAGAAAGACCAACGACGACCUGAAGAAGGACAAGACAUGCCAGUUCAAGGUCGCCCAGCAGCCCUACGCCGCGGGAUCCCAAGGCAAGGUCGAGUACCGCGUCGCCCUCGACAUCCCCACGGCCACCUACUACGUGCGCGCCUACGCUCUGGACGCCUCCGGCACGCAGGUCGCCUACGGCCAGACCAAGCUCGCCGACGCCUUCGAGGUCGUCAGCAUCACCGGCGUCACCACCUCCAUCAAGGUCGCCGCCGGAGUGUUCUCGGCGUUCUCCGUCGUCUCCCUCGCCUUCUUCUUCUUCAUCGAGAACCGCAAGAAGAACAACUAGGCCGCCCGCCCGAGAUGGAUUGAUAAUGCAACUUGCCAAGGUGUUCGUCCGCGCGUGCGCGACUUCCGGCCGGCGGUCUUUAAUUUACGGCAGUAAUACUAGACGAGACUGUACACGUAAAUGUUUGUUUUUGCUUUUGCGCCGACGCAUCCAUGGGUGCCGCGACGACUACCUUUGAUGUAUCUCUCCUCCUGCCUUUUUUGUUGUGGAUGUGUAAUGAAAAUUUUGAAAUAACUGGGCUGCGACAAGUUUGUCUUGCCUGAUUCCUGCCCUGA